AGAUUGUUUAAAAGUUGGCAUAUAAUCUAAAAUUUUAUUUAUUUAUUUAUUUAUUUAUUUAUUUAUUUAUUUAUUUAUUUAUUUAUAUUUAAAUUCAACAGCCAACGCGGAGUACAUCAUUAGUUUUUAUUGUAGUGUUCAAUGAUUCAUUAGUUGCAUAUAACACCCAGUGCUCAUCACAUCAUGUGCCCUUCUUGAUGCCCAUCACCCAGUUACUCCAUUCCCCCACCCACCUCCCUUUAAAAUAUUUAAACUACAGAGUGGGAAAGGGAAGUGAAAUAUUGGGGCUAUUUUCUGCUAUUCUGUAGCCUAUGUUUAGAAAAAUGUCGUCACUCAUAAAUAUGCAUCCACAUAUCCUAAAUAAAAUGCUAGCAAAUCAUAUAUACUUGGAAGGGAACCAGCUUACUUUUUCAGAGUAGUUUGAAUCAAUAUUCGUAUAUCCAAUAAUAUGAAGUAGGAUUUUGCAAAUAUGAGUAAAGGUGAAAUUUGUUAAUAUUGAAUUUGCCACACUAAGGAAAGUAAUACACAUAUUCUUUCUCUCUAGAUUAUCUGGCUUUGAAACUCCUUUUGGACAUUGACAUUAUGGCUUCUUAUGAGUUGGUAAUGGGGAUUCUCCUCCUCUUCCAGACUGUAGUUGGGCUUCUAGGGAAUUUCUUAUUCCUAUGUUUUUAUAUAUUGACUUUGUUCACUAAACAUACUCAGAGACCUACAGAUCUAAUUCUCAACCAAUUGGCCUCAGCCAACCUUCUAGUCCUUCUCUCUAGGGGAAUCACUCAGACACUGGCAGCUUUUUGUUUGGACUAUUUCCUGGGAGAAGCUGUGUGCAAGAUUACCUUUUAUACUCAUAGGGUGGCCCGAGGCGUUUCUCUAUGCACCACCUGCCUUUUGAGUGGCUUCCAGGCUUUCACUAUUAAUCCUAAUAAUUCCAGGUGGACAGUACUCAAACUGAAGGCUCCUAGAUUUGUUCAACCCUCCUGUUGCCCCUGUUGGAUUCUUCAUCUCCUGAUAAAUAUCGUUGUGCCAGUGAAAGUGACUCAUCCAGGGAAUACUAUAAACAUUACAAAAAUGAAUUUUGGACUAGGUACUACAGAAGGGUCUCAUUCAUCCAUAAGCUAUGCAUUCCUCUUUACCUUCCUUGAUAUUUUGUGUUUGGGACCAAUGGGUUGGGCCAGUGGCUCCACAGUGCUCUUCCUGCAAAGACAUAAGCAGAGAGUCCAAAACCUUCACCACACCAGUCUCUCUUCCAGAGCCUCCCCAGAGACCACUGCCACUCACACUGUCCUGCUUCUGGUGAGCUCAUUUGUUUCUUUUUAUUUUCUAUCCUCCAUCUUAUCACUCUAUAUGACUGGCUUUGUCACCCAAAGCCUGCAACUCAUGAACAUCAGUGCAUUCCUGGCUGCUUGUUUUUCAGCUUUUAGCCCCUAUCUCUUCAUCAGCCCUGACAUUCAAAUCUUAAGAAUCUACUUUGUUAGUUGUAAGACAAAAAUCUCCAAAUAGUCUCUUUACAAACAGCUACCAUUCAUUCAACAAAUUUUUAAGUACAAAAUAUUCGACAACUGUGGGUCUAACUGUAGACUCAUUUAAAAUUUAUCCUGGUUGUUUUUCUUCCUUUCUUUCUUUCUUUUCUUUCUUUCUUUCUUUUCUUUCUUUCUUUCUUUCUUUCUUUCUUUCUUUCUUUCUUUCUUUCUUUC
Molecule: messenger RNA, 1691 nt
Organism: Mirounga angustirostris (Northern elephant seal)
Lineage: Eukaryota; Metazoa; Chordata; Mammalia; Carnivora; Phocidae
Product: vomeronasal type-1 receptor 1-like
Biological process (GO): G protein-coupled receptor signaling pathway
Cellular component (GO): membrane
Molecular function (GO): pheromone receptor activity
Source: RefSeq, a predicted model, not a curated record